AUGGCUCCCCCCGCUGGUGAGACUGUGACCAUCUCGAUCCGACGUCCCAUCGACGACCCCAUCUACCUGGCCGGCACCUUCUCCGACCCCCAAUGGGAACCCGUCGAGCUCAGCUCCAAGCCCGUCGACACCGAACCCGAUGAGGACGGACUUAUCUCCACCGAAUAUCUCUUCUGGCACGAUCUGACCCUGCCUCCCGGCCAACAUCAGUAUAGAUUCCGUGAGGGGAAAAAGGGCCCCUGGUUUCACGAUGAAGCUGUAAAGCAUGUACCGGGUGAGGGUGGCCUCGUCAACGUGCUUACUGUUGGGGAGAAGGAGUCCGCGGCCGAUGCUGUUCAGCCCGUUGUCGAGAACGAUGUCAGCGAGAAAACGGAAGAGACUGUGUCGGAGGACGCCACGCCCAGGGAGAACGGGGUCAAUGGAGUCGCCGAGCACGACACACCUGCGCAGGAGUCUACGCCCGAAGAGCACAAGCCUGAGCCUCUCGCCGCUCAAAAAGAGACCGAGCUGGAGGAGCCUGUCACUAACGGCAGCACCGCGACCACUGAGGUCAAUGGAACCGAGACUGUGGAGCAGCCCUCGGAAGAAAAGCCUCCGGUCACUGCGAACGCCCCCGAAACCGUGGAAGAGAAGCCCGCCGAAGCCGAGACAACCUCUGAAAAGGAAGAAGCCGCCGCCACUCAGACUCAAGAAGCUCCAGUCAUCACUGAAGUUGCCGAAGCCGCCACAGACGCCGACAAGGACCAAACCAAGGAAGAAGAGCCGGCCACUGCUGUUGAGAGCGCCCCGGAAACCGACAGCAAGGCAGUUGAAGAGCCUCCGACGGAGAAGGUCGCCGACGAGCCCGUGUCUAAGGUCGAAGAGCCUGCUACCGAGAGUGCGGCCGUAGAGACUGCAGCGGAGGAAACCCCUGCAGUGGAAGCCGUCUCGGAGAAGCCUGCUGAGACCGAGCCCGUUGCAACUGAGACUGCUGAGGAAUCGACCGCUCAAGAGCCCGUCGAGGAGCAGCCCGUCAAGGAGGUGGAGGCAACUGAGGUCGCAGUGGUCGAGUCUACGGAAGAGGCUGUUAAGGAGGAACCCUUGACACAAGAGCCAUCCGAGUCUGCUGCUCCUGUCGAGUCCACGACUGAACCCAGCGCUGCGGCCAAGGAGCUGCCCGAGGAUAGCAAGACUCAACAACCUCUCGAAGUUGCUGCUCCUGCAGUUGCCGACGAAUCUGUCGCUCACGAGGCUCCCGAGAAGAUUGACGAGACCCCCGCUGUUGAGAUUUCCGCUCAGGAGCCUGCCAAGGAGGAGCUUCCCACGGAAGAGCCUGUGAAGGAGGAACCCGUCAAGGAGGAGUCCGUUGCCGAGCCUAGCACCGAAAAUGUUACGGAAGAGCCAGUUGUCACCGAGACGCUAUCGGAGGCGGUUUCUGCUCAAGAAUCGACUGAGACCCCUGCCACUGCGGGAGCCGAAGCCGAACAAGCCGCGGAGGAGCCUACUGAGACCCAGGUCGCAGAGGCUUCUGCCAUCGAGCCUCUUCCUGAAGUGGCUUCUACCGGGGCGGGCGAGAAGGAAGAGCCUGUUGCGGAGCCAGUCACCGAGAAGUCUCUCGAGAUUGCUGCCGAGGUUGCGCCAGUGGAAGCCGCCGCCGAAACCACGACCGUGGAUGAGUCCAAGGCUGAAGAAUCCGUGCUUGAGGAGAAGCCUGUAGAGGAGGCUGUCACUGAUGCCCCGGCUGAGGUAGCCGCUGCUGAAGCUUCUGAGCCCGCCAAGGAGCCUGUCGCUGACGAGCCUACUCCUGAGGUCUCUAACGCUGAACCUGUGGAGGAGCCGAAGGAGACCACGGUUGUUGAUGACAAGGUGACGGAGGUGAACGCUGUUGGGGAGCCAAUGGAGCCACCUGUGGAAGCCGCCAACGAACCCGCCCAGACCGAAGCCGCUGCCGAGGAACCUACUUUGGAAGGCGCAACCGCCGAAGCCACUACUCAGGAGGAGCCUGCUCACCAAGAGACCUUUGCGGAGGAGCCGGUUGUUGAGACUUCUGCUGAAGUCACUACCCCCGAAGCCUCUGCUCCCGAGAUCGUCCAAGAGCCUACUGAGAAGGAAAUUGUCACUGAGGAGCCAGCCGUGGAGAACUCUGAAAAGGCUGUUGUGGAAGAGCCGGUUGUUGAGGAGCCUGCCGUUGAAGUCCCUGCUGAGGUGGAAAGCGUGAAGGAACCUGUUGUUGAGCCCACCCAAGAGCAGACCGUGGAAGAGCCUGUAGCUGAGAAGCUAGUUGCCGAAACUUCGGUGGAAGAGCCUGUCAAGGAGGAAUCUGUUGUUGAAGCUCCUGCUACUGAAGCGCCCGCAGCUGAGGAGCUAGCUGCUGAGACCACUUCUGAAAAGGCGACAGAAGAGCCUGCUGUUGAGGAGGGAGUUGCUGACGCAGUUGUUGCUGAGGUUACUGAAGAGCCAGCUACCAAGGAGGAAUCCGCCGUCGAGGAAUCCGCCGUCGACCCCACUAUCGAGAAGGCCUCCGAAGAGCCGGCCAUUGAGCAACCAGUCGCCGAAACCACCCUUGAGAAGGAGAUUGAGAAGGAGCUCACAACGGAGGAAGAGCCAGCUGCUGAAGAGCCUGCUGUUGAGGCCACUCCUGAGGUCACUCACGAAGAAGUUUCGGAGGAACCCAUUGCCGAGACUCCUGCUAUGGAAGAACCCAUUGCUCAAGAACCUGUUGCUGAGCCCAUCGUUGCUGAGGCUGCUGAGACUGUCAAAGAGCCUUCGGCUGAUGCAGUGACUGCGGAAGAGCCUGUAGCAGAGGCCAUCGUUGCCGAGACUGCCAAGGCCGUUGAAGAGCUUGCUCAGGAGACCCCCGUUACCGAGGAGUCAACUCACGAAGCCCCCACCGUGGAGGAAGUUGCAGAGCAGGAAAAGACUGUUGAGGAGCCCGUCGCUGAGGCCACCGAAGAGCCCGCCUCUUCCACUGAGCAGCCAGCUCCCGAGACUUCUGCUCCCGAGGAGCCUGCCGAUGAGGCGCCUGCUGUCCACACUACUGCCAUCGAGACUGCCGAAGAGAAAGCUCAGGAGGAGCCUACCGUCGCUGUCGAAGAGCCCGUGGUGGAAGCCGCCGCUGCUGAGGAACCCGUUACCGAACAGCCUACUGUUGAAGAGCCCGCCCAAGCCGAACCAGCUGCCGCUGAGCCCGUGACUGAGGAUGUUGUUGAAGCUACAGAGACCGUUCAGGAGCCUAUUGCCGAAGAGCCCGUCACUGCAAAGGUCGCCGAAGUCGCGGAGCCCAUCAAGGAGGAGCCUGUCGCCGAGGAAUCUGCUCAACCCGAGCCAGCUGCUGCCGAGAAGGCCACUGAGGAGGUUGCUGAAGUUGCGGAGCCCGCCCAGGAGAAAUCAGCUGUGGAGGAGCAAGCGCCCGAGGUUCUUGUCACCGAGGAGCCCACCGCAUCCGAGCCAGUGACUGAGGAGGUUGUCGUUGCUGAAGAGAUUGCUCCUGUUGCGGAGACGCCCGCUGAAGAGACUCAAGAAGAGCCCAACGAGGCCCCUGUUGUCGAGGAGACUCCCGCCGUCGAGGAGAGCGUUGUUCCAGAGGUCGCCCUUGAGAAGUCUCACGAGGAGCCUAAGGAGGCACCUGUUGUUGAGGAGGUUCCUGCUGUGGAGGAGAACCCCGCUGUCGAGACCGCUACUGUGGAGGAAACCCCAGCUGUCGACGAGACUCCCGCCGUAGAGGAGGCCCCCGCCGUGGAGGAGGUUCCUGCUGUCGAGGAAGCCCCUGUUGUCGAAGCUGCUGCCGAAGAGACUCCUGCUGUUGAGGAGGUUCCCGCUAUCGAGGAGACCCCCGCCGUCGAGGAGACCCCCGCCGUAGAAGAGACACCCGCUGUCGAGGAGACCGCUACUGUGGAGGAAACCCCCGCUGUUGAGGAAACCCCUGCUGUCGAAGAAACCCCCGCUGUCGAGGAGACUCCCGCCGUGGAGGAGACUCCUGCUGUUGAGGAGGUUCCCGCUAUCGAGGAGACCCCCGCCGUCGAGGAGACCCCCGCCGUCAAGGAGACCCUUGCCGUAGAAGAGACUCCCGCCGUCGAGACCGCUACUGUGAAGGAAAUCCCCGCUGUCGAAGAGACUCCCGCCGUCGAGAACCCUGCUGGCGAGGAGGUUUCUGCUGUCGAAGAAACCCCUGCUGUUGAGGAGACCCACGCCCUUCACGAGAGCGCUACUCCAGAAGUCACCACCGAGAAGUCUCAGGAAGAGCCUAAGGAAGCCCCUGUUGUUGAAGAAACUCCCAUUGAGGAGACUCUCCCCGAGGUGCCUGCAGCAAUCGUUGCUGACGAGCCUAAGGAGGCACCGGUUGUUGAGGAGACCCCCAUCGAGAAGACUAUCGAUGAGGUUGAGUCGACUGCAGCAGGUGUGGAGGAGCCUGUCGCUGUGCCCGUCCAAGAGCCUGUUGAGGAGUCUGUUCCUGAGGUCGCCGAGAAGGAGGCAGUUGUUGAAGCGCCCGCCGCGGAAGACUUUAUUCCUGCAGUCAUCAAGGAAGACGUUGCCCGCGUGACGGAAAGUGCCGACGAGCCUGUUGCUGCUGAGCCAACACCCGAGACUCUUGCAUCUGAGUCUGCCUCCGAGACUACUCCGGUCGAGGCGGCUGAGGAACCCCAAGUGCAGGAGGAGGAGCAACUUUCUGAACGUGUGUCUUUCGCCGAGAUUGAAGGCAAGGAGGUGCAAGCCCCCAUCAAUGGAGUCAUCAACACGCAGACGGCUGCCCAAGAGGAAGUCACCGACGCUGCUAGCGCCGUCAAGGAAGAUACUCCUGUCGAGCCGGCUUCGUUGCAGUCGGAAGAAGUCAGCAGAGAAGUUGUGCCUGAAGAUAUUGUCGCUUCUGAACCUGUUGCUGAGGCUGCUACGGAGCAAGAGUCCCCCAAGGACAGUCUUCUGACACCCGAGAUUAUUGCCGCCGGCGCUGCCGCCGCCGUUGCUGCUGGAACUGCUACUGCCGUUGGAGCCGCUUCGGUCUCCCACAAGGGGGCUGAGGCUGCUGCACCUGCUGAGACCAAAUCACAGGAACCCCAGCCCGAGAACAAGGACAAGGCCGUCAACGUUGUGCCUGGAACUUGGCCCACUGAGGGUAAGAGCUCUCUGGCCACGAGUAAGCAGCUCAGAACUGACCCUGAUGCAGCCAACGCCGGUGACGACGCCGCCAAAUCGACCCGCCAGCCCACCGCCGAAUCGUCAUCGAACGCUGCUGACAAGGCCGUGGCCACCAAGGGAGAUGAGAACCCUCGCUCACAGAGUCAAAAUCGGUCAGUCACCGCUGUUUCUCUGAAUCAUAAGAAGCAUGACAGCUGGUUGAAGACUAUCUUACGCGCUGUGUUUACCAAUUUCUUUGGAGCAAUCUUUUCUCCCUUCCGCCGUCGCGGAGGGAACAACCAAUAG
Aspergillus fijiensis CBS 313.89 is the source of this 5397-nucleotide messenger RNA. Its product is annotated as PT repeat family protein. The transcript has 2 exons. The coding region runs from base 1 to 5397 and encodes 1798 amino acids. The record is from RefSeq and is a predicted model, not a curated record. NCBI's taxonomy places the organism in Eukaryota, Fungi, Ascomycota, Eurotiomycetes, Eurotiales, Aspergillaceae.